This is a messenger RNA of Aspergillus oryzae RIB40, 3564 nucleotides long. RefSeq lists its product as uncharacterized. Bases 1 to 3564 code for a protein of 1187 amino acids. The transcript is spliced from 4 exons. The record is from RefSeq and is a predicted model, not a curated record. Lineage: Eukaryota; Fungi; Ascomycota; Eurotiomycetes; Eurotiales; Aspergillaceae. Gene Ontology annotation, molecular function: nucleic acid binding; RNA-DNA hybrid ribonuclease activity.
AUGGCCAGCGGCCAACGAUCCACAGACCCCAACGACCGCACCACCGAGACGUUUCACGGCCUCGGCGGGUAUAAGCGCGGCUGGGGUGGGCGGGCGUCCCCGUUUCCUCACGCGAGGCCCGACGAGCGGGUACCUUUGGCGACGAGGCACAGCGAGACGACCACGGCCGGUGAGGCCACGACGACAAACGACGACACCGACGACACUAGCCAGGACCGACAGAUCCGGACAGACCAAAAGGCCCCCCAGCUGCUCGAAUUCGCGGACUCCAGGCUCCUGGACCUGUGGCUCGAGCUGGGGACAAUAACCCAAGACCGGAACAACCACCGGUCCACGAUUGACCUUGUCUUCGGGGCUCAGAGCCUUGCAGAUCAACACAUCGCCUGCGAGGUGGCCCCCAAGGUCCACGCGGACUCUAACCACCUACUAAUCCAGGCAGCCAAGCUGCGUAAAUUUAUGGCCAGCAACCUCAAUAUAUAUUCUCACUGGGACGUGCUAAAAAUGAAUCUCUCGGCGGCCUCGAUUGACGCGGCGGUCGACUUCCUUAUGGAGGUCGUGCAGCGCGCGAUCCAGCACGCGGUCCCGUGGGCCCGUCCCAGCGAGUGGGCCAAGCCAGACUUCACACCGGAAUGCAAACGUGCGGUCAAGAUAACUAGAAAACUCCGCAGGAUCUAUAUGCGUCACCGUCUACCCUCAGACUGGACCGCCUACGUCAAGGCCCGCAACCGAAAGGGCCGGAUCAUCAACCGGUCCCUACGGAGGGGCUUCCGCCGCUGGGUCUCGGAGGCGAUCGAUCAAGGCACGCACGGGAUCUGGCGCGUGGCUAAGUGGGCCCGUAACCGUGGGGGCCGGGCCGCCAAUAUGAUCCCAACCUUAAAUGGACCUCACGGGCCGGCCGACACCACCGAGGCCAAGGCCGAGGUCCUGCGAGAAUCGUUCUUUCCCGAGCCACCGCCGGCCGACCUAUCCGAUAUCGCGAGACGCACCCAGCCGCCGCAGAUCGAGUUCCCAGAGGUCACGAAAGAGGAGGUCGCCAAGGCCAUCCGGCGGGCACCGCCAGACAAGGCCCCUGGGCCGGACGCGGUCCCGAACAAGAUCUGGCACGAGCUGUGCAAGGUCCCGGUCUUUCCAGAGCGGGCUACGGCUCUGUUCAACGCGAGUAACAAAACAGGGCACAAUCCGAGACACUUCCAGACCUCUACCACGGUGGCCCUACGCAAGGGCGGACCGCGUGACUACCGCAAGCCAAAAUCAUACCGACCAGUUGCCCUGCUCAAUACUUUUGGUAAGAUUCUCGAGUCGAUCAUAGCAACACGCAUUGCCUGGGCCUUGGAGGAGCACAAAUUACUCCCACAGACCCAUCUCGGAGGCAGAAAGGGGAUCUCGACGGACCACGUCAUCCAGCUCAUCCUCGAUAAUAUAUAUCGUGCAUGGGGACAGGGUAAAAAGGUAAGUAUGAUCCUGCUUGACGUCUCUGGUGCCUUUGACAACGUGUCCCACGCCCGGCUGCUCUUCAACCUCCGCCAGCUGAAGCUGGGCCACUUCGCGGACUGGCUGCAGUCCUUUCUAACCGGCAGAACGACCCGGAUCUCGCUCGCAGGGGAGCUCAGCGCGGAGUUCCCGACCCCGACGGGCAUCCCGCAGGGCUCGCCGCUGUCCCCGAUUCUAUACCUGAUCUACAACACCCCGCUGAUCCAGGAUCUCCAUGUCCGGCGGCCCCAGGGCGGCUCAACCACGGCCUUCGGCUGGAUCGACGACGCGUGUACCCUGGCCGUGUCCGACACCUUCGCAGAAAACGUCGAAACGCUGAAUGCGGCUCUUCGACAUGCAUCUAAAUUUGCACCGGACAAGUUCGAGCUCAUCCAUUUUACUAACCCACGGGAGACGGAAACGCCGCCCCAGUCCCCGGGCCUCCCACCGGACCAUCCGGACCAGAUAUGGGAGGUGCCACUGCCACCAGCGGGACACGACCAGAUGGAGAUCAUCUUUACGGACACGAUAAUCAAGCCAACAGAAACGGCCAAGUACUUGGGGGUAUGGUUGGACAAGACCCUGUCGUUCUCCAUCCAUCGAACCAAGGCCCUGGCCAAGGCGCACGGGACGCUGGCGGCCCUCAAGGGGAUCGCAGGAUCCACGUGGGGGGCCCCUCUGCGUGCCAUGCGCCGGAUCUAUCAGGCGGUGAUCGUUCCCCAGCUAUUCUACGCGGCCGCGGCCUGGUACAGUCCUAAGGGUGGCCAGAUCGUGGCCUCGAUCAACCAGAAGAUGCUGGCGGAGUUCACUCAGAUUCAGAAGCAGGCAGCGCUGCUGAUCAGCGGGGCCUUUAGAGGCACCUCCGCAGCGGCUCUUAACGUAGAAUUAUAUAUAUUACCGGUACACCUCCAGCUGCAGCAGAUCAUUGAAGAAACGGCGGUCAGAAUCCGGACGGGACCAGAGCUGGCCUGCCCAGAGUCGGUCCUUAGACCGCGCACGGUACAAGAACGCCGGCGCAGCGGCUGGACACCGAUGGAGGCACUGAGUCGGAAAGGGGGCCCCCUAUGGCCCCUGGGCAAGAAGGAGUGGGAAACCCGCAAGCCAUAUAUUCUGGCACCAUGGGAACCGCCGGUCACAACCGUGAUUGACAGUCACGAAGCCGCACUAAUCUACCACAGACAUUACUGCGCCAGGCGAGAAGGGAUCGCAGUGUACACAGACGGGAGCGGUCUAAACGGCCGGGUUGGAGCUAGUACAGUCUGCCUCUCGCAGGGCUGGAAGAGGAACUGUACGCUGGGAACAGAAGAGGAGUCAACGGUCUACGCAGGGGAGCUGACCGGGAUCCGGAUGGCCCUGCACAGGCUACGGAGGGAAACCAGACCGGCCACGGUCUUUGUGGACAGCCAGGCCGCGAUCCAGGCAAUUCAGAACCCGCGGAGACCGUCGGGCCAAUAUAUAUUAGACCAGAUCUACUAUAUUAUACGGAGAUAUAACAUGCAGAACCGGGUCCAGAUCCACUGGAUCCCUGCACACAUCGGAGUGCCAGGGAACGAGGCAGCCGAUGAAGCCGCACGAGAAGGAGCUACACGAGAAGGCACACAGCAAACUGGCGAAGCUAUUUGCCUAGCUGCAGCGGCCAAACGACAGAUACGCCGCUCUAUUAAAGAUAGAUGGAUACGGGAGUGGAAGACCGAGAAAACAGGCCCCACAACAUACCGAUUGGUGGAGGUUCCAAACAAGAAGAUACUGGAUCUCUAUAAGAAUCUAUCAAAAUCGUACGCAUCGAUUAUUAUUCAGAUGCGUACCCAGAGAAACGGACUACGGCACUUUCUACAUAAAAUUAAAGCCGUGGACUCAGACCAAUACCUCUAUGCGUUGGGAUCCCAGACAGCGCGGCAUAUUUUACUACAAUGUCCAUUAUACGCCGAACUCAGGGGUAGAAUGAUUGGCAAGCUGGACCCGGGGGUCCAGAAAAGAUUAGAUUACAACGGGAUCAUGUCCCAUCCGCAGGCGAUCCGCUACGUCGCCGAAUUCAUGCACCAAACAGAAUUACUCAGUCAAUUUAGAGACGUGGAGCAAACUGGUCACUACUAA